This is a messenger RNA of Orbilia oligospora ATCC 24927, 324 nucleotides long. RefSeq lists its product as uncharacterized. The record is from RefSeq and is a predicted model, not a curated record. The coding region runs from base 1 to 324 and encodes 107 amino acids. Lineage: Eukaryota; Fungi; Ascomycota; Orbiliomycetes; Orbiliales; Orbiliaceae. The transcript has a single exon.
AUGGCAGAGUCUAUGGAUAUUAGGGGAGUGUGCAAACCCGGAUAUCCUGGAUUCCUCUACAUCGAAGGUGAAGACUCUUCAAUCCGUCUAUAUGUGAAGGAAAUCAAGCGUAUGAAAUGGCAGUCUGUCGAAGUCAGACGUAACGUGCAGGAGACCAUCCCCGAUGACGUUUGCAAGAAUAAAUCCUGCAAAAAAGAAACGGGACGGCUGGGAGGUCCUUUUACGGUCAUCGAGGUUGAUACUUCGGAAGAAAUGAGUAAAAUUCUAAGAGCAGCUGGGCUCGGGGAGUUUCUACGCAAGGCUAUGACCGGGUCGCAUGAUUAA